Messenger RNA from Vitis riparia (riverbank grape), 601 nucleotides. RefSeq lists its product as uncharacterized. The transcript has a single exon. The record is from RefSeq and is a predicted model, not a curated record. Bases 60 to 425 code for a protein of 121 amino acids. Lineage: Eukaryota; Viridiplantae; Streptophyta; Magnoliopsida; Vitales; Vitaceae.
UCCCAAACUCCACUUUCCCCUCUCUGCUUCUAUUUUUAUCUCGUCGCUCGUAACAAACCAUGUCGAUGGCCACCAAUCUCAUCUCCUUCCGGCCCAUCGGAAUCCGGGCCUGUGCCGCCUCCGGCGAUUCUCAUCGCCGAUCCACCUCCUCCAACUGGUGGACUCCUCUCUUCGGCUGGUCCCCCGAUCCCGACUACAUUGACCCCGAAACCAAGACGCCGAAUCCUGUCGCGCAGAGCAGACCCGAGCAAGAUCUUGAAACGAAAACCUCCAGAUCCCGGUGCGCUCCUGGCUGCUUCACGGAGGAGAAGGCCAAACAGCUCCGGCUGGUGACCACCAGUACUUCGUCAUUUCACGAUGCGAUGUACCACUCCGCAAUUGCCUCCCGCCUCGCUUCUGAUUUCAAGAAACGCUCCGAUCUAUGAGUUCGGUUGCCGGCGAGUAAAGAAUUAUUGUAGGUCAACGUGUUCUCGAUCUUGAAGACGAUGGUGUAUGUUUUAGUGGAGUUAGGAAUGGUUAAGAAUGUAAUUAAUAUUAUAAUAAUGUAAAUAAAUACUAUUAAAAGCAAUUGGAAUAUUAUUGUAUUUGCCAUUAUUGAAUC